UGGGUCAGGCAGAUUCGAGGCAGGUCGAGUCAGGCCGAGACUCGAGAGUCGUCCAGGCGUUUUCGGCACGAAGCAGUCCCUUGGAAACCACCCCGAAGCCCGUCGUCGUUUCGCCACUUGGUCGACAUUCUACCCUUAAAAGUCCACGCUCACGCCAAAGCGAGAGCACAACACCCGUUGAAAUCGUGAAGUCGAAGCACUCGGCCGCGAAGGAAAGCCUAAAGAAGCAGUAGACGGGAUUAAGGACUGUUGAGGCGAGGGACACAAGCAGAGACAUGGACAAUGUGCAAAUGAUCGGCACUAAAAUAACAGCAAUCAAGGAAUACUUAUAUAAUUUCGCACGAACGCACUCACCCACCAGACUAAUGAGCUCCGAAAACAACUACUCGCUCUCCAAGGAGCAUUGCAACCUGAAGUAUUCGGACAUCCUGCCACACAAUGUAGAAGGCUACCCUGCGACCAGAGAGUUCCUCAUGAAGGUGGUGGAUAUCCUGUUGGACUUCGUCAAAUCGACAAACGAUAGGAAUGCGAAGAUCCUCGACUUUCACCAUCCCGCCGACAUGAUGCGGCUUUUAGAUCUGGAGAUCCCCGACACCGGGUUGACUCUUCAGCAGCUUCUGCUGGAUUGUUCGAUGACUCUGAAGUAUCAAGUGAAAACCGGACACCCCCAUUUUUUCAAUCAACUAUCCUGCGGCCUCGACUUGGUGUCCAUGGCCGGCGAGUGGCUAACCGCGACGGCGAACACGAACAUGUUCACCUACGAGAUCGCUCCCGUGUUUAUCCUGAUGGAGCACGUCGUCCUGCAAAAAAUGCGCGAGCUCAUAGGCUGGAGCGGCGGUGAUUCCAUCCUUGCUCCUGGGGGAUCCAUCAGCAAUCUUUAUGCUUUCCUCGCUGCCAGACACAAGAUGUUCCCGACGUACAAAGAGAAGGGGCUCUCCGCGAUCGGUGGACAGCUCGUGAUGUUUACAUCCGACCAGUGCCAUUACUCCGUGAAAUCAUGCGCUUCCGUUUGCGGCCUCGGCACGGACAACUGCGUGAUGGUGCCUAGCGACGAGCGCGGUCGCAUCAUUCCAUCGAAGCUGGAAGAAUUGAUUCUGGAGCGCAAGGCCAGAGGUCACAUACCGUUCUUCGUGAACGCCACGGCGGGGACGACAGUUAUUGGUGCGUUCGAUCCGAUCCCGGAGAUUGCCGAUAUCUGCCAAAAGUACAGGCUCUGGUUGCAUGUCGACGCGGCUUGGGGUGGUGGACUGCUUCUGUCGAGAAAGUACAGGCAUCCGAGAAUGACCGGCGUCGAACGGGCUGAUUCGGUGACAUGGAACCCCCACAAACUUAUGGGAGCUCUGCUUCAAUGUUCCUCUAUUCACUUUAAGGAAGACGGCCUACUGAUCAGCUGUAACCAAAUGUCCGCGGAGUACCUGUUUAUGACGGACAAGCUAUACGACGUGAGGUACGACACUGGCGAUAAGGUCAUUCAAUGUGGACGUCACAAUGACAUUUUCAAGCUUUGGCUGCAAUGGCGCGCCAAGGGCACAGACGGUUUCGAGAAGCACAUGGACCGAUUGAUGGAGCUGACGGAGUACAUGGUCAAGAGGAUUAAGCAAAUGCCCGACAAGUAUUACUUAAUCCUCGAGCCUGAAUUGGUCAACGUCUGCUUUUGGUACCUGCCUACGCGCGUGCGAAACAUGCCACAUACCACGGAGAGGAUAAAAAUCUUAGGCGAGAUUUGCCCAAUUCUGAAGGGACGUAUGAUGCAAGCUGGUACAUUAAUGGUUGGCUACCAGCCGGACGACCGACGGCCCAACUUCUUCAGGAAUAUCAUCUCCAGUGCCGCCGUGACGGAAGCCGACGUCGACUUCCUCCUGGCCGAGAUGGAUCGACUGGGUCAUGAUUUGUAAGAAACCUGUCCAUAAACAUUAAUCGUACAAUAUGCGAUUAGACGACUGACACAUACCGUUGGCCAAACCGCACCGCUGUCACGUAACUAUUCAGCUAGGCACGUCGAGGGUUUCGCGACGCGCUCUUAAAUGAUGGGUACAAAAGAUUCGAGGCUCAGAUCCAAAUUUAGAAUCAACGAUAUGAAUAUAAGACACGCGAAAAUAUGUGCGGUCUCAUUAUUAUAACAGCUUCCGACUCAGUGCUUGAUCUGACUUUUCGAGGAGUAAUAUUAAUCUUUCAUCAGCGACGCGGAUCAUUUCACUCAGUUAAAGUUCUCUUUGAUUAAAUGUGACUAAUAUUGUCCUAUAAAUGCUGAUGAUAAAUAAUACGACAACAUUGCUUCGACGUUGUCCUGGUACUUAAAUUUUAAUCGAGUUGGUUAGCAAAAUAAUUUCUUGUUGCAUUUUUCUCGAAGUAUUAUAAAUCUAGUUGUAAAUGUAUAUUCAUCGCUCCAUAACAGGAUUCACCGAGUCUAAAUUAAUUGAUAGAGUAUAACUGUUGCCUAGGACAGCAGAAAAAAUUUAAUUUCGCACAAUCUCAUCUCAUUGAAAGGAGAAGGAGAGUGUUGGUUUUGUGGUGAAGAGUCAAUGUCUAGCUAAAUGCUUCCUCAUCUUGCGACCGGCUUGCAGGAGCAACUUAAAUGUUGAAAGAUAUUUAUAGUACAUAAGUUUUUUAGAUUUAAACGAAAUACACGGCAUAUCCGACAAAACGAAGAGUCAAGUUACAAAGUUAGAGAUGCUUCCGGCCGUAAGUUAUGCAGAUUUCUUAUUUUUUGCUGCUCGAUGCGUAUCCUCAUGAGCGAUAAAGCUACUAUUUCGUAUAAACCGAAGAGCAAUACUAGAUGUAGAUCUGCCUUCAAAAUGAGACAUUCGAGUAAAAUAUUUUAUUUCAAAACGUGGAUCACACAGAAGAAGGAGUAAGAGUGUUCAAAAUAUUUAUUACGCUUAACAAAUUAAUUUUAACACAAAUGUGCCACCUCGAAUAAUAUAUAUAUGAAAUCUGUUUUCGAAUAUUUAGCAAUAUCAAGUUGCGUAAGCAAUUUCUUGAACCUGACAAUAUUUCUGUUGAUACUCAUGAGUAUGUUAAAGCGUGUUUUAUUACAGUUAAAUAACUAUAUGAGUGUUUAAUAUUGCUUAAAAUUAUUUAAAAGUUAUUAACGAGAUGCACACUCGAAUAGGAAGAUUUAUUUGAGAUUUAAUCAAAACUUAUAAUUUACG
Harpegnathos saltator (Jerdon's jumping ant) is the source of this 3152-nucleotide messenger RNA. It is a transcript of the gene Gad1, whose product is annotated as glutamate decarboxylase. The record is from RefSeq and is a predicted model, not a curated record. NCBI's taxonomy places the organism in Eukaryota, Metazoa, Arthropoda, Insecta, Hymenoptera, Formicidae. The transcript has 11 exons. The coding region runs from base 276 to 1895 and encodes 539 amino acids. Gene Ontology annotation, cellular component: cytoplasm. Gene Ontology annotation, molecular function: pyridoxal phosphate binding; glutamate decarboxylase activity. Gene Ontology annotation, biological process: GABA biosynthetic process.